AUGGUCACUCUCAGGCUCCAAAAGCGUCUGGCUGCAAGUGUUCUGAAAUGUGGUAAACGACGUGUAUGGAUGGAUCCAAAUGAAAUUCAAGAAAUUUCCUUAGCCAACUCUCGUCAAAACAUUCGCAAACUCGUAAAGGAUGGCUUCAUCGUCAAAACUCCUCAAGCAAUCCACUCCCGAGUCCGAGCCAACCUCUUCAAAGAAAGUGUUAAAAAAGGCAGACACACCGGUCUCGGCAAAAGAAAAGGUACAGCUGAAGCUAGAAUGCCAGAAAAGAUCAUGUGGAUGAGGCGUCAAAGAGUUUUAAGAAGACUCUUACUCCCCUCUGUGAGUGAAAAAAAUUAAUAUUAGUAUUUUGAUAUAUAAGUGAUAAUUAUAUAAUGAAAUCUCUAGUUAAUUCUGUUUAAUUUUAAAUAAAUUGCAUUUUAAAAUAAAAUUUUUAUAUAAAAAAAAAACAACAACCCUGUGAGCUAACAAAAUUUUUUUGAUCACACUCAUUGAGAGGUGGGGAGUUAAGAAAAUACAGAGCCAGCACAAAAAUCGACAAAACUCUUUAUCACGAUUUUUACGUGGGAGCCAAAGGAAAUAUGUACAAGAACAAGAGAGUUCUUAUGGAUUCCAUCUUCAAAGCUAAAGCCAACGCAAUCAGAGAAAAGAACCUUAAAGAACAGCAAGAAGCUCGCAGACAAAAAAGAACAAAGGCUUAA
Blepharisma stoltei is the source of this 707-nucleotide messenger RNA. NCBI's taxonomy places the organism in Eukaryota, Ciliophora, Heterotrichea, Heterotrichida, Blepharismidae. The record is from the annotation of a GenBank genome assembly.